Molecule: messenger RNA, 597 nt
Organism: Fraxinus pennsylvanica
Lineage: Eukaryota; Viridiplantae; Streptophyta; Magnoliopsida; Lamiales; Oleaceae
Source: the annotation of a GenBank genome assembly
AUGCCAUCGCCGAAGAUUAAUCGUAAAGGAAGCAACGAGAAGAACAAGAAGGGAAGGUUAUCUGAAAAAGCUAUGUCGUUUCACGACAAAAAUACUGGUGCAGUGGCGGAGAUGUUGCCGAGGCCAAGAACGGUGCCGGAUUUGCUGGCUAGGAAAAAAGAUGUGGUGAGUUCGACUGAUUUGGGGGUGGCGCAGGGAAAGCCGAAACUGACGAAGUUGCUUCUUAACGUGACGAUUCAGAGGAGCCUUGGAGCUUUACAGGUUUUGAUGUCGCCGGAUGCAACGGUGGAUGACUUGAUUAAGGCCGCUCUACGACAGUAUGCGAAAGAAGGCCGGCGGCCGAUUAUCUCCUCGGCCGAUUCAUCUGGCUUCGGUCUCCAUUAUUCCCAGUUUAGCUUAGAAAGUUUGGACAGGAAGGAGAAGCUAAUGGCGUUGGGGUCAAGAAAUUUCUUUCUAUGCCCAAAGGGGACGACUGCUGCAGCAGCGGCAAGUGGCAGCUCCGCCGCGAACAUGGCUGCCUCUUCCAGUUGUUCAAAGGAAGCUGAUGAUAAACCUAUGAAGAAAUGGUUGCCUUGGCUCAGAUUCAUGGAUAAUUGA